This is a messenger RNA of Papilio xuthus (Asian swallowtail), 1483 nucleotides long. RefSeq lists its product as uncharacterized. The transcript is spliced from 5 exons. Bases 286 to 972 code for a protein of 228 amino acids. NCBI's taxonomy places the organism in Eukaryota, Metazoa, Arthropoda, Insecta, Lepidoptera, Papilionidae. The record is from RefSeq and is a predicted model, not a curated record.
GACAUGCAUACGAUUUACAAAGGCGUAGGCGUGAAGUAACGCGACGACCACGUUGCGACAAAGUAACGUGACGGAGGAAACAGUCAAGGUCUUAUAGUGACGGUAACAUGGUGUGAAGUGACAGGCUUUGGUUACAUCUUCUCACGGCUGUACGGAAUGACAAGACGGUAUGGUGUGAAUCAAAGUGACGGUAAAGUUACGGUAAUAAAUGGAAUAAAGUGACGGUAAAACUGUGCUUGGCUUGCAAUUUCAUAGAGUUAAAUGAAUUGACAUUUGGAAAACACUAUGGCUUGUUGUGCCCGAGCUCUUCCCGCCAUUUUUCUGCAACUCAAUCUCAUGUUAAUGAUGUACGCGGGUGCGGGAUUCGCGACAGCGGCGCGUCUGAAGUGGGACCCAAGUACGUAUGUGCCCUUGCGCGAAUUGCUGCCACACGAGUAUCGUGCAGCUGCUGCGUUGCUGCUUGCAGCUAGUAUUGUGUUGUUCCUGCUGGCACAUCUAGCGCUUGCAGCGCUGUACUCACGCCGUGCUAGACGACUGUUGCUUGUUAUGUACGGCUGCGUGAUGGUGAUGAUGGUGAGCACGCAAACAGCUUGGGGCUGGUGGACAGGCGUGCGGCUGGCGGGCUGGGCGCACUCCGCGCAGGCUGAAGAACUGCGCCGGGCUAUGCGCUUACGGGAGCAUUUGGCGCCGCUGCUGCAGGACCUAUCGCAGUGGCAUCCCCUGCCGCAGAAACUCAAUAACUUAAUUAAGGAGGCGGAGGCGGACGCGCCGCGCAACGGGUACGUGGCUGUGGCCGCACUGGCGGUGUUCCUGGUGCUGCAGCCCGCCGCCGCCGCGCUGUCGUUGUUGCUGGCUGCACGGACACAACCAACGCGAAGUGAAGAUCAAAAUGUUAGCGUCACCACGAGCUUAGACAGCGAGAGGCGGCCGUUGCGGACGGCGUACAAGAACGGACGACUUGUUCUAGUCUAGUCUUAGUUAUUGUUGGAACUAUGGCUUUACACUGGCGUAAUAUCUGAACAAACACAUAUUUGGGAAAUCAAUGAUAACAGUAAUAGUUUGUCUAAUUCAUAACGUAAUAUGAUGACUAUUUAGUUUAUAAUAUUAGAUAGUUUUGAUAUUGUAUACUCGUGGUAUUAUUUUAAAUUUUUAGAAUUUUUUAGGUUAGAUUCUUUGCACACUUUUACAUACAUAUUAAUUUUAUGUAAACUAAAGCGUGUUAAAAGUUUGUUAGCAAUUUCUUGAUUUUAAAUUUCAAAGAUUUUUCUCUUCUUCUUCAUUGUCGUUGCAGUCUUGUCAGACUGGUCGUGGUCAAAGGUUUUUAGGUUAGGAGAAAGUUUAAUGUUAAGACUGUUUAAUAUUGUGUUUUUUAUUUGAUAUGUGUUCAAUUUUUGUAUAAUAAUUACUAGAUAUUUGAUUAGAUUUAGUUUUUAAUUACAUCGUAAAAUAAAAUAAGCUGUAACUGCCAAUAAACUUCCACGCG